Molecule: messenger RNA, 975 nt
Organism: Venustampulla echinocandica
Lineage: Eukaryota; Fungi; Ascomycota; Leotiomycetes; Helotiales; Pleuroascaceae
Exons: 2
Coding region: 1-975 (324 amino acids)
Source: RefSeq, a predicted model, not a curated record
AUGACCACUCCAACGUUGAUCGGUAUGCCCGAGCCGCCGUCAAAUCCCGAUACACCAACAGAGGCACCGGGUACACCCAAUUCAACCACAACCUCCCUAUCUGCGCUCUCCACCACAGCUAUCAAAGACGGCCAUCGCGGCACAUCUUUCCCUCAUAGCGGCGCCGGCCACCACCACACCACCUCAAGCAACACCCUUGAAGCCGAGCGCGCAGACAGAAUCUCACGUCUCGCCGGCCUUGAGCGAGUGUCUGCUUCGCGACCCCAGAAUCCGAAUGCUGCUGCUGGCUCCAGCACAGGCGCAAGCCAACUCCCGGGAUACUUUGAUCAGAAUGGCAAUCCCGUCUACACAACCAGAAUGUCAACAGUGGGAUCAGCAUCCGCAACUGGUUCGACUGGUGGACAGACUACUACAUGGGCAAGCGGAAGCGCGAGAGCAGGCGAUGAUGAGGACCAAAUGAGCAUGGACACGAACGACCGCGACAUGGAGAACGAUCACUAUUCUGCUUCUGCCGUUGACGAGGACAUGGAGGGUGAUGGUAUGAGUGAUGACACCAGCUUAGUUGGAUUUGGUGAAGGUGCUGGGAGCACUGUUAGUGGCCCGAUUUACAACAGGAGGGAUGUGGCCUCUAGCCCUGCGGUAGGCAAGACUGGUCUCCCUAGUCAUCUACAGAACCCGAAUUCUGCAAGCGGACCAGGCACGCCGGGGAGCAGCUCGACUACCGCGACGGCUGAGCAGCAGAGGAGAGAUGCGAGGAUGAUUGAUGGACUGGCUGAUGAUACGAGUGGAUAUGUUGAUACUGCUGCGCGUGGCGGACGCGGGGUCCCUAGUCGGGGCUCAGGUACGGGCGCUGAGGUUGCUGAGGGGAUUGUUAAGGACCGGUUAGAUGACGGCGAAGGGAGAAAGAAAGCCGGGCUUGGGACUCCGGACGAUCCUGCGAAUUUGGGAAAGUUUUACUUCGAGGAGAAAAAGUAG